AUGGCAAACGCCGCCGUUAGCCCAUCGUUCAUUGCCCUUGUCCCCAAUUGAAUUGAAGGAAAGAAUAGCUUCUUUUCUACCACUGGUAAGGUCAAGUGCAGGAAUGCAAUGGCAUUAAAAUCAGUAUUCGAUGCUUCAGUCAUUAGGUCUGAAUUCGACAAGGCCAGCAUCAACACUCGCUUCAUCCCGCUUAUUUGGAAGUAUGUAAUACAGAACCCAGAUUGCGAUUGGGAAGAUAUUCCAUCUCUGCCCUCCUCGGCUUACACUUUGCUUCGUUCCAAGUUCAGAACUUCAACUUCUGUUGUCCACUCUGUCUUGGAGUCCAGCGACGGCGUCACCACCAAGCUCCUCAUCAAGCUCCAGAAUGGAACAUUUGUGGAGUCUGUGAUUAUGAGAUACGACACACGUUUGGGGAAAUAUAAUGGAAAGCCUCGUCCUGGAGGACCAAGAUCAACCUUGUGCAUAUCGUCUCAGGUUGGAUGCAAAAUGGGCUGCACAUUCUGUGCUACAGGAAGCAUGGGGUUCAAAAGUAACCUGACUUCUGGAGAGAUAGUUGAACAAUUGGUCCAUGCCUCUCGUUUAUCAACCAUCCGGAAUGUUGUUUUCAUGGGAAUGGGGGAACCAUUGAACAACUACUCUGCCCUGGUAGAUGCCAUACGUGUCAUGACAGCAUUUCCCUUUCAGCUCUCUCCUAGGAGAAUUACAGUCUCAACGGUCGGGAUAAUUCAUGCUAUCACCAAGCUCCACAAUGACGUCCCAAAUGUGAACCUGGCUGUCUCUUUGCAUGCACCAGUCCAAGAAAUCCGUUGUCAGAUAAUGCCUGCAGCAAGAGCUUUUCCUUUGGAAAGACUCAUGAAUGCACUGCAGGAAUAUCAAAAGAAAAGCCAGCAAAAGAUCUUUAUUGAAUACAUAAUGCUUGAUGGAGUAAAUGAUGAGGAGCAGCACGCGCAUCAGCUCGGGAAAUUGCUAGAAGCAUUUCAAGUGGUUGUGAAUCUCAUACCUUUUAAUCCAAUUGGAUCAUUAAGUCAUUUCAGUACCAGUACCAAUCAGAAAGUCACCACGUUUCAGAAAAUAUUGAGGGAUACCUAUGAUAU
Nicotiana tabacum (common tobacco) is the source of this 1094-nucleotide messenger RNA. The record is from RefSeq and is a predicted model, not a curated record. NCBI's taxonomy places the organism in Eukaryota, Viridiplantae, Streptophyta, Magnoliopsida, Solanales, Solanaceae.